AUGGCUGAGAGCCUGGGGGACCUCUUCCGGAUGAAGCUUGCGAAGAUGCGGGAGGACUCCAGUGAGCACGAUAUGACCUUCCCCUUCCUCCACGACCUGUCUUCUCUGAACCCCGAGGAGGCCAUGCCCUCGGCCAGCAGCGGUGGCCGGGAGAGGCCCUCCACCAGCAGGCCCAGGAAGGAGCUGGCGCCCGAAGUGCUGGAGAUGCGCAGGCAGUUCAAGGUCAUCCGGAUGCAGCUGGGGGCGGCGACGCAGGCCCAGAAGGGCCGGGCGGAGAAGAAGGAGAGAAAAAGGCAGGAGAGGAGGGUGGAGGCCAAGAGAAAGGAAGCCGCGUCCAAGGCCAAAAGCAAGGCCAAGGAGCUGUCUUCCACCAGCACCAAGGCCAGCGGCACCAGCACCAGCAGCGCCAGCCGGGCCUCUGAGAGGCGGCAGGAUCCCUGGCACAAGCAGACCCUGGUCCCCCAGCAGCACAAGACCAUGGCGGCCGACCUGGCAUCCAGGGACCGGAUCAGGUUCAUGACCUACAAGGACAAGUGCCUGCUCACCCGGGACCUCGGCCAGCUCCCCGAGAAGCAGCUGGGCGGCAUGGUCCGCAUCCUCCGCUCCCGGGAGCCCAAGCUCAAGAAGAUCAGGAACAACAAGAUGGAAGUGAACUUGGACUCCCUGAAGCUGGGCACGCUGUGGGAGCUGAAGGAGUAUGUCGCGGCCUGCAGGCAGAAGAAAGCCUUCGGGGUUGCUGCCAGCACCUCCCAAGGCAAGCGGGCCGCCUCGUCGUCGUCCAGGUCCGGGUCUGAGUCACAAGCACAGACACAGCCCGAGUCUGAGACGGAGUGGGAGACCCCCAGCUCCUCUGACAGCGACCCCUAG
Pipistrellus nathusii (Nathusius's pipistrelle) is the source of this 867-nucleotide messenger RNA. Lineage: Eukaryota; Metazoa; Chordata; Mammalia; Chiroptera; Vespertilionidae. The record is from the annotation of a GenBank genome assembly.